Clupea harengus (Atlantic herring) is the source of this 939-nucleotide messenger RNA. RefSeq names its product zinc finger protein 345-like. The record is from RefSeq and is a predicted model, not a curated record. The annotation marks the transcript as partial. The transcript has 2 exons. Lineage: Eukaryota; Metazoa; Chordata; Actinopteri; Clupeiformes; Clupeidae.
AUGGGUAAUCUCAAGAGACAUCAGAGGAUCCACACGGGGGAAAAGCCACACCAGUGCAGUACAUGUGGAAAGGCCUUUAAUCAAUUGUCUGAUCUAAAGAAACACCAGAAGAUCCAUACUGGGGAAAAGCCACACCAGUGCAAUACAUGUGGGAAGUCCUUUUGUCAAUCGUCUGGUCUCAAGACACACCAGAAGAUUCAUACUGGGGAAAAGCCACACCAGUGCAGUACAUGUGGCAAGGCUUUUAGUUACAUGUCUCAUCUCAAGAAACACCAAACGAUCCAUACUGGAGAAAAGCCGUAUCACCAUUCUGGAGAAAAACCACACCAGUGCAGUACUUGUGGGAAGGCCUUUAGUGAAUCGUCUGGUCUCAAGUCACACCAGAGGAUCCAUACGGGGGAAAAGCCACACCAGUGCAAUACAUGUGGGAAGUCCUUUAGUCAAUCGUCUGGUCUCAAGUCACACCAGAGGAUCCAUACGGGGGAAAAGCCACACCAGACGCUCCAUACUGGGGAAAAGCCACACCAGUGCAGUACAUGUGGGAAGGCUUUUAGUCAAUUGUCUGGUCUCAAGUCACACCAGAGGAUCCAUACUGGGGAAAAGCCGUAUCAGUGUACUUCAUGUGGAAAGAAUUUCAGGGAAAGCUCCACCCUCACCAAACAUCAAAUUACACAUACUAGAGAAAAGCCACACCAGUGCAGUACAUGUGGGAAGGCCUUUGGUACAAUGUCUGAACUCAAGACACACCAGAGGAUCCAUACUGGGGAAAAGACGUAUCAGUGUAAUUCAUGUUGGAAGGCCUUUAAUAGAAUGGCUGAUCUCAAGAGACACCAGAAGAUCCAUACUGGGGAAAAGCCGUAUCAGUGUACUUCAUGUGGAAAGAAUUUCAGGGAAAGCUCCACCCUCACCAAACAUCAGAUGACACAUACUGGAGAAAAG